AACACGAACUUCAUAAUACUACGAUAUUAUCUUCGUCUUGCACAAUUCCCUUUUUCUUCAGCCGGUUGUCUUGUAUAUAUCUCGGAAAGCUGGGUAUGUUUCUAUAAACAACCAGACUUUCCAUAAUUAGGAGGCUAUUACAAGGAUAAGGCACAACUGCGGUUUCGAAUUUCGCUUGUGCUUCUCCUUCCCAUCCGCCGUUCGUUGCUGGCAGUCACUCAUUCUCUAUCCUAUUUACACCUAGCAUGGGCUCUAUUCAAAGCUAUUUGUCGUCCCAGAGUGCCGUGCUCGUCGUCGUCGCGGUCGGCGCGGUCGUCUACGUGGUUGCACAACGCGUACUUUCCCAGCCGCCACCACCACCGUCGCGUUCAUCACCAUCACCCACUCCCACUGAUUCUGCCACUCAGACAGCUGUUCCAGGUGCUAGUACGUCUUCUGGUGGUGGCAAGAAGAACAAGAAGAACAAGAAACAACUGCAAGCUGCUAAUGAGGCACCCUCUGAUACAAAUGUCUUACCUGCAGGCAAAGCGAAUGUCGUGUCUUUCCCACCAGUUAUUCCUGGAAGCUUCGAGCCCGCGCAGGCAGAGGCCCAGCCAGCUGCUGAACCAGCUCCGAAGAGCACCAAGUCGAAGAAGAAGAAAGGCAAGAAAGCAGGGACUGCUGUAACUGGUGGUGCAGCUCGCACUGUCCCAACCGAUGCUCAGUCAGACUCAUCUGCCACUGCUCCAGAGUCACAUUCCAGGCCGACUAAGAAGAAGAGUCCCGCGCCGAAGCCUGCUGCACCUUCACUGCUGGAGAACGACGGGCCUUGGACUCGUGUCGAGCCUCGCAAACGCACGGCUUCACAACAAGCUGCGGAGGGUUCGACCAGCUCCAACGUUCCACGUCCCUCCGAGAGUGAUGCUGGAAUCACGUCUGUAACAGGAACGUCAUCUUCUGUUGCAGACCGAACGGAGGAUGAAGCCCAGGCGGAAACAUCUCGGCCAGAAGUUACAGAGAACCGGCGUACUCUGGCAGAGAAACUGCUUCCGAAGCCACGCAGGACUGGUGUGGACGACAUGCUCGAAACACCCGAUGUUCCCAGCUUGGCACGCGUUAUGCGUGUUCAGCCACGUCCUGAUGAGCGACCUGCUGCUGGGUUCUCAUGGGCAGACUAUGAAGACGUGGAUGAGUCUCGACAGACUGCUGAUGAUGCAGACGGAGAGGAUGAAAGUGGUUGGGUGGUGAAGAACAGUCGCACCAGACCAAGUGAGAUUUCAGCAAGUUCCCUACCCUACAUCGUACUAAUGUUUCUCAUUGUGUUCUACCAGAAGUCAAUAAGGCGAACUCGCCCCAAUCAUCACAGAACUUCUCCGCGCCAGAAUCUCUCACCAAGAAGCAACGUCAGAACGCUGCCAAGCGCGAGGCUCAGAAAUCCUUGAAGGCGAAUGCCGAGGCUGAACGUUUGGCCGUGUUGGCCAGACACAAACGCGAGGUGGAGAAAGCGAAGAUGGUAGAGCAGCACGCUUUGAAGGGCAAGAAGCCGAGUGGCGGUAUGUCUUCGUAUGUCAACGAGAAGGGACAGUUAGUCUGGGACUAGAUUCGUAUCAUUUGAUAUCUCUUUGCUUUUGUUUAAUUUGGUAGGAUGUUGUUGGCUCUUCGGAUUUGUUUCUUACGCUUCGUCAUUCGCUUUCGUAUGAUAGGAAGGAUACCACGUAUGAAGUUAAACAUUACUUUAAUAUCUACAGGAUUUUGGACUCAUCUGCAUUGAGAAUCACGAUAGUAAAGAAGCGAAUAAGAUCGAUGAAGGCAUCUGCGAGUAUAGCUGCAGAUAUAGGUUGUUA
Messenger RNA from Somion occarium, 1823 nucleotides. The record is from the annotation of a GenBank genome assembly. Lineage: Eukaryota; Fungi; Basidiomycota; Agaricomycetes; Polyporales; Cerrenaceae.